CGUACAUAGCUACGGGAAACAGACAGACAGACAGACAGACAGCAUUGCCCGUAGAUUCAACUCUUCACAAUGGACAAGAACCCGCUCAGAGUGCAGUCCGCGCCGGCCGGCAAGUCGCCCAAGCCCACGCCGCUGGUGUUGAUCCACGACGGAGGCGGCACGACCUUUGGUUACUUUAGCCUGGGGAAGCUGCAUCGCGAUGUGUGGGCCAUCCAUAACCCGCGGUUCUUUACGGCUGCGCCAUGGGAGGGCGGCAUGGAUGAGAUGGCUCGUCAUUACAUCGAGCUGAUUGAGUCUAUCGAUCUCUCGGGGCCUAUCCUGCUGGGCGGCUGGUCCCUCGGCGGCUACCUCUCCAUCGUCAUGGCACGCAUCCUGGCCGACACACCCUCGCCCAAGUUUACCGUCGCGGGCAUGCUGAUGAUCGACUCGCCCUACCACGUCGCCAUGAACCGGUUCCCCGGCGCCGGCGCCGACCCGGACUUCAGCAAGCUGCCGGAACUGGUGCGCAAGUCGCUCGCCAACUGCGACCAGCUCCUGCAGAACUGGGAGCUCCCGCCGUGGGACGGCCCCGCGCUGGGCGGCCGCGCCGUCACCCUGCGCGUGGGCGGCGAGACGCACCGCGUUGAGGACGGCGGCAUCCUGUACAAGUCGCUGACCGAGGGGUGGCGGAACGUCGAGGUGCAGCGGUUUCACCAGGACGCCGGCGAGUCGGCGACCGCGGGGGAUGGGCCGCCGCCGACCGUCCUGGUGCGGUGCGUCGGGUACGCGAAGACAAAGACGCCGUCGGACAAGGCGUGCUUUGUCGACUUGUACCGCGACGAGCGGUUCCUGGGCUGGGAGGGCGCGUAUCCGAGCUUCAUCAAGGCCAGCAUGGAUACCGACACGAAUCAUUAUGGCGUUUUUGACUUUAAGCACGUUUCUAAACUCACGGUCCAGCUGAAUGAGGGCCUGAGCAUUCUGGAGACUUUAAAGGAUUCCUGAACGGGUAGACGUUUUGUGUAUUACAUGUUGGAUAUGGCGGACCGUAAGCUAGACUAUAGAGCUAUUUGAUGGUGUAGCAGUGGCAUGCUUUUUCGUUAUUGGGGGAUUUGUUUGCGUCAGGUUGCUUGAGUUUUGGGAUGACCCGGAAGGCAGGAUUUUUCAUGCAAGUUGUUAGGUACCUACCCAACUAGAUUAAAUUUACU
Ilyonectria robusta is the source of this 1184-nucleotide messenger RNA. RefSeq names its product Alpha/Beta hydrolase protein. The record is from RefSeq and is a predicted model, not a curated record. The transcript has 3 exons. Gene Ontology annotation, biological process: biosynthetic process. Lineage: Eukaryota; Fungi; Ascomycota; Sordariomycetes; Hypocreales; Nectriaceae. The coding region runs from base 70 to 981 and encodes 303 amino acids.